Messenger RNA from Botrytis sinoallii, 1419 nucleotides. RefSeq lists its product as uncharacterized. The coding region runs from base 1 to 1419 and encodes 472 amino acids. NCBI's taxonomy places the organism in Eukaryota, Fungi, Ascomycota, Leotiomycetes, Helotiales, Sclerotiniaceae. The record is from RefSeq and is a predicted model, not a curated record. The transcript has 4 exons.
AUGCCUUUCGAAUUUAUCAACAAUGCAACAGUCAAUGAUGCAGUCCGAAAACGCAUUCGGAGUCACGUCGCUUUGGGAAGGAAUGCUGGAAAGAAGCUCGUCCGACCGUCGAAAAUGAGACCAACUGGGAUGAAACGUGUAGCCACUUCAGCUUGUAUAAAUUUGAGCAGUACCCAAAUUGACUCGGAGAAUACCACUUUUGGAAUCGAACGGCAGGUUGGGGAUAACAUUCCUUGUCUUUCAUUUCCAGAUCACUCUUUAAAAGAUAAGCAAAUCGUUCAGAGAACUUUUUCAUUCAUAAGCAGUAUAGGAUACCCCGCGGAAUUGAGCAAAGCUUUUAUUAAAACUCGGAUAUCUACUUCGAUAUUCGUCCAAUUCAUGCUUUUAGACGAAGCGUGCUUACACUGUGGUGUGGCUGUAUCAGUCACGGCUCUCAAUAAUAUCGUCCUAAAUCAGGAAGAUCCAAAGAUAGCUAUGCAUCAUCUUUCGCUUGCAUUUCGCUUGGUAAAUGAGAAACUAUCUGGAAAUGAGGCCGCAUCUGAUACUACUAUUGCGGUUGUGUUGACUAUGUCACAUUAUUAUAGGUUGCAGGGUCAAUUUAGCCAAGGCCUUGUACAUCUUCAAGGACUCGAAAGGAUGGUUAAGAUGAGGGGUGGCAUCUCGAAUCUUAAAAAGAAACAGUAUACUCUUGCUCAAAAGAUAUUCAGAGCUGAUCUCGAAUAUUCUCUCCAUUCGGGCACCUGCACACGAUACACCGUUCAGGACAUUGAAUCCAAUGAUACAUUCUGCACAAGUGAGAGUAGGAAUCUAGAUUUCUACAAAAACAAGGCAAUGUCCUGUGCAUUAGUUUCAUUACCACUGAGCACCGAUCUCCUUGUUCUUCUGGUAGAUAUUAUUAGUUUCACUCUGUUGCUCAAUGAUGCCGUUGUUGGAAGAGCUUCCCCUUUGGGGGGUCACAAGCUUCACAGUACGCUUCUUUUUCUUGGAUAUCGUCUCCUCUCCAUAUAUCCUCUAGGAGAUUGUCGUCCUAAGAAUCCUCUGGAGAACGCAAUUCACUUAGGCCUAGCGUCAUUCAUCUCAACAUUCAUGCGUGGACUUGAUGGAAAAGUCCCAGUCAAUCCAUUGUUGGCUAGUUUGCUUAGAUCUUCUACACACGAACUUUCUAAAAGCAGAUUUGAAUCUCCGGAGGCAUUACUCUGGCUAUUACUUAUGGGGAAGGCUUCGAUCUUCGAAAGUCUUGAUGACACCUGGCUAGCUUCAGAUAUAAGACAUACUAUGCAAGUUCUCAAUCUUCAAGGUCAUACUGAUGUACAACGAAAGCUGGAAAGCUUUCCUUGGGUCUACGCCUUGCACGAUAAAGAGGUCAUAUCAUUACUGCAAUCAAUUGGAAGGUCUCGAUCCGAGACUUUCAACGUUUAG